Molecule: messenger RNA, 2525 nt
Organism: Chroicocephalus ridibundus (black-headed gull)
Lineage: Eukaryota; Metazoa; Chordata; Aves; Charadriiformes; Laridae
Exons: 11
Coding region: 952-2127 (391 amino acids)
Source: RefSeq, a predicted model, not a curated record
GCUGCAUUAUUUGGGGAGAGGGGGAACCAGGAAGGCUGACGAGAGAGGAUUUCCCUUGCUUUUCCUUGCCUCAUCGAAAUUCGUCUUGCAGAUGCCAGCUGAGAUUUUGGAUCCCAAGUCAUUUUCUGUGAAAAAUGAACUUCUUCCUAACAUUUCCUGGAGCCUUCUGGGAAUCCUGAAGACAUAUUUAACAAAUGCACUGAGGCUUCUGCUUCGCCUUUUAAAAAAGAAGCUGUUUUCUCUAGCUUUUCCUUUCUGCUAAUUAAGCUGCCGCUUAGAGCGUUUUGAAGUGUUUUGCCAAUCUCGCCCAAAUUUGCUAGGGCAGGAGUGGCACCAUCUCCCAAAUCAAGCUGACAUGCAGGGUGCUUUGAGAUACAGCCAAGGGCUCUGGGCUUUCCUCUCCGCUCCUCCCAGCAGCAGCGCUGGAGCAACACUUAGAAGGGAGGUCCAGAAACGGACCUGGAAAAUACUUCCAGAGAUGAUGUCCUUGAAUUUUUGCGUUGGUAUCCAGUAGGCUCGCUUUGUGGGUAUUUGCAGAUCCCGUGCCCUCAAAAUCCCCCCUCGUCUGUAUGCAUAAAGGGAAUAAUAAUCUGAUUUCAGUUUGGGUUUUUUUUGCAUUUUAUGGUGGAUAGUUUUUCAGAAGCAGAACUUCAUCCGUGCCCAAAAAAUGCAUACGUAAAUAUUAAUUUCCCCAUUCCGACUUUUAAAGUUCUGCACAAGUGCAUGAAAAUAUACAUCUGAACGUGAGGCUGUGGACUUCGGUGCCUAACGGGUUUUGAGGUUGGAGCUGUACACUGGCCCUACGCCAGCCCAGCUGCUAAUCAUGUCAGUCGAGUGCUGGGUUUCUUACGGCUUUCUCUCUUUCUCUUCCUUUUUCCUUCUUAUUUCUGUUUCCCUUACGUAUAAGUCGUCCUAGAUACUAGAUAGUCGUCUUAGGUACUUGGAUACUAGAUGCUGGAGCUAGAUGGGGAAACAGCAUGUUUGUGGCUCAAUUUCUUCUUCUUGAGGACACAUUUCAUAAGGAUUUUGGUCAAAGGAACUUCUCGCUGCAAAAUAAUCGCCUCAAUUCAGGCGCUGGAUUCGGUUUACUUCACCGGCUUUGCAGAGACCAACAAGACCUUUGUGAUUGCUCGUCUGGCCAAACGUCCCAACGGGACCUGUGAGAUGUGGCUCUUCCUGAGGGUGGACGGAAUAGGAGAGUUUGAACACCCACAGCAUCCAAACAUGAUGGUGAGUGAUGAGUCUGAAGAGAUUUGGAGUGGAGGAGGGCUCACUAUUGAAUACCUGGAGCCCCAAAGUCGCUGGAAAAUAAGCUUCGAUGGAUUACUCAGGAAAGGAGCCUACCGACAGCAAUGGAGUGAAGAGGAAGGCGAACUUGUGCCGGUUAAAUUCUCUUUCCAUUGGGAGAACUUCACAGAAGUCUUUAACUUUAGUGUCGACAGUCACCCCAGCACAUUUGCACGUGCUUUUGCCCAGGAACCGUGGACCAUCGAGUUCUUCCAGAGGGUCAAAAAGCAAAGGGAACAACAUUUCCGACAUGAGCAGUGGGGCCAGUCUGUUGGAGAAAUUGAAAUAAAAAAUCACGAGAAAACGGAACUUUCCCUCAAAGGCGUUCGGAGCCACUCCUACGGUAUCCGGGACUGGUCUGAGAUUUACCGUUACGUCAUGAUUUUGGCACACUUUGAGGAUGGGACUGCGGCACAUUUGACGGUCAUUAAUAUGCCAGCUACCACAACUAACCUCGCUGUAGGUUACGUCUUUUUCCCCGAUGGGAGGAAGGCUGGCAUUGAGUGGUCCAACGCCUCGCUGGCUGAGAUGGCCGAUGACGGUGUUAUCAAGGAUGAAUAUGGAGUCAGUUUUACUGCUGGUGGCGAGUACUUCGAUGUUUCUGCAGCGCUGGAUCAGCAGGCUUGCCCCGCGGUGUAUAAUGGCCUGACUGGAAGAGGCGUUUUCCACGAGUGCAUUGCGGAUUUCCAACUAAACGGGUCAACGCAAGGCUGGGGCUUGGUUGAGUUUUAUUACAGGGACGAAGCCGCCCAGCUGGUUCCGAAUUUGCAGCUUGGUUCAAAAGCUGAAGGACCCAACCAUUCUUCUUGGAGCCCUGUGGCUGACGGCUCUCCCCCGUGAGCGUUUGCAAGCUUGUCCCAGCGACGUAAGGAAGCAGCUUUCAAAAAAUAAAUAAAUAAAUAAAAAGUCAUUCUCUGCAAAGUGCACAGUUUUGGGUGUGGAACUCAUCGUCACAGGAUGCUGCGGGGGUCAAGGGUAUAAAAGGAUGUGGAGAGAAAUGAGAGACACUGGUGGUUGGUAACCGUGAUGGUCUGGAGGCGAUUUAAAGGAAACCUGAACAGUUGAUUGCAGGAGGACUGGACUAGGAGGGAUCGCUCUACGCUCUGUCUUUCGGUAUUUUUCCUAAACUGCUAGCUGCUCCCCACCAUGAAGACCAGGACACUGGGUGACGUGGAUCUCUGGCCCAAUUUAGCAGUUCCUCUGUUCUUUCAGAUCUGUUUUUGAAAUAAAAGCUCUAU